This is a messenger RNA of Talaromyces proteolyticus, 2713 nucleotides long. RefSeq names its product putative acyl-CoA synthetase. NCBI's taxonomy places the organism in Eukaryota, Fungi, Ascomycota, Eurotiomycetes, Eurotiales, Trichocomaceae. The coding region runs from base 407 to 2500 and encodes 697 amino acids. The transcript has 4 exons. The record is from RefSeq and is a predicted model, not a curated record.
AAUGACAUCAAUUGAGGUAUGGGAAUGCGGGUUAGCGUGGAGGAGGCUGGGAGCAGGAUGCGGGGGCAUUAAUACCCCAACGAGGCUCCACCUCCAGCUCGAUCACGAACAACAGCCUAGCCAGAAUACAUGCACCCCGUUCGUCCGGUCGGCUAACUGUAUCGCUAGCCGUGGAUCAUUGCUGUGCUAUUUCAUCUCAUCAGUUGCUCUCUUCGACUACAAAUAGCUGCGUCCUGGAGACUGAACGCAGUGCUUGAUUGAUGGUGAUGACGAUCCAGCGGCCUCUGGGCUGGUAACAUUUUAUCUACCUAUAUAUUGACAUGUCUGGUUAUUACAACACCACACCAGUCUAUAUAUACACACCCCAAUAUACAAUAUACAACACACUAUAACAUUACAUACCAAAAUGUCUCAUCCGCAAGACUCCGUGCAUGAGCACUCCAUUCGCGACCCGGAAUCCUUCUGGGGUCAUCAUGCCCAAAGCCUGCAUUGGCACAAACAACCGUCACGCGUUCUCGAUCUAUCAACCAAGACUCUCUCGGCCAGCGGGAUAACGCACGACCAUUGGCGCUGGUUCCCCGACGGAGAGCUUUCAACGACAUACAACUGCGUUGAUCGACAUGUCGAGAACGGCAAUGGUGACAACGUCGCUAUUGUCUGGGAGUCGUCCGUAACGGGCGUGCGCGAGAGUUAUACGUAUCGGCAGGUGCAGGACGAGAUUGAGGUUCUCGCGGGGGUCCUGCGUGAGGAGGGGGUGCGCAAGGGUGAUGUUGUUAUCAUCUACAUGCCUAUGAUCCCCGCUGCCCUCUUUGCAGCCCUCGCCAUAGCCAGGCUAGGUGCUAUUCACGCUGCUGUCUUUGGAGGAUUCGCAGCGGCCUCGCUGGCCCAAAGGAUCGAGGAUGCAAAGCCGCGAGCCAUAAUGACGGCUUCAUGCGGAAUAGAGGGUUCCAAGGGGCCGCUGUCGUACAGACCGCUUGUAGAAGGUGCCAUUAACCAGAGCAAAUUCAAACCCGACAAGGUCAUUAUCUGGCAGCGAGACGAGCUCCGAUGGAACCAUCCUGAUAAACUGGGUGGGCAACGCAACUGGCAACGCAUUGUCAAGAGUGGCCGAAUGCGAGGUAUUCGAGCAGCGCCGGUUGUUGUGAAUAGCAACGACGGUCUGUAUAUAAUCUACACUAGUGGAACGACCGGUCUUCCAAAAGGAGUUGUACGCGAAGCUGGCGGGCAUGCUGUUGGGUUGAGCCUCUCUAUCAAAUACUUGUUCGGCAUUAAAGGUCCCGGGGAUGUCAUGUUCUGUGCCUCUGAUAUCGGCUGGGUUGUUGGUCAUUCGUAUAUCCUCUACGCACCACUGCUCGUCGGCGCUACUACAAUCUUAUACGAAGGCAAGCCUGUUGGCACACCGGACGCAGGCGAGUUCUGGCGAGUCAUUGAGAAAAACAAAGCCAAUGUCCUGUUCACAGCCCCAACAGCGCUUCGGGCAAUGCGCAAGGAUGACCCGGAAAGCAAACUACUGACAGAAAUAGGUGCGCGGGGGGGACUCAAGUCACUGAAAGCGUUGUUCCUGGCUGGGGAACGGAGUGAACCGAGCAUCGUACGCACAUUUCAGGAUCUACUCACUAGCCAUGCAGCCCCCGGGGCUACGGUGAUCGAUAACUGGUGGUCAUCUGAAUCUGGCUCACCUAUAUCCGGUCUGUCACUGCUGAGUGAACUAGGCUACUUGACGGAUCCAUCUUCAUCAACGGCGGUAACGCCGUUACCGAUCCGACCAGGCUCAGCAGGAAAGCCCAUGCCUGGGUUCGACGUUCGCAUCGUCGACGACGACGGCAACGAAGUCCCACGAGGAACAAUGGGGAACGUAGUAAUGGCCAUUCCCCUCGCCCCUACCGCCUUCACGACCUUAUUCAAUGACGAAGAACGGUUCUACAAGGGCUAUCUCAAGAGAUUCAACGGCCGCUGGGUGGACACCGGGGACGCAGGCCUAAUUGACCAGGAUGGGUAUGUGCAUAUCAUGUCUCGAUCGGAUGACAUUAUCAACGUGGCUGCACAUCGAUUCAGUACUGGUGCCAUCGAGCAAGUGAUCCUAUCACAUCCAGAUAUCGGUGAGGCUAGCGUCGUCGGUAUCCCCGAUAGCCUUAAGGGUCAUCUCCCAUUUGCUUUCAUCCAGCCUCGCAACCCAGGGAGCGGUGAACUACCCGCCACCGCGAGCCCCGAACUGUUUAACGCAGUGAAUAAACUCGUACGCGAGCAGAUUGGGGCCAUCGCCUCGCUGGGCGGAAUGAUUCAGGGACGCGGCAUGAUCCCCAAGACGCGCAGUGGCAAGACGUUGCGGCGUGUACUGCGCGAACUUGUCGAGAAUGCCGUGGUUAAGGGUGACUAUACUGCGGCGGUGAAUGUACCGCCGACAGUAGAAGAUGCAGAGGUUGUUGAAGUUGCUCGAGCGCGAGUUCGGGAGUAUUUUCAAAGUCGCAAGGGAGAAAGCGGAGUCAAGGCGAAGUUGUAAUUAGCGUGGUACGUACCUGAAGAAUGUCGCUGGAAUGGGCAGUUGGUUUAAGCUUAAAGCAGGCAUGUUGAAUGCACUUAAUCCAUACACCACGUGGCUACGGACACUGCAUAUCUACGUCCGCAAUAAAUAAUGAACAAACCAUAUCAAUUAGACUAGACCAGACCAUAUUGUAAUAGUAAAAAUAGGGAAUCAAUUGAAUACAAUGAAUGC